Micromonas commoda is the source of this 1356-nucleotide messenger RNA. Its product is annotated as protein arginine methyltransferase. NCBI's taxonomy places the organism in Eukaryota, Viridiplantae, Chlorophyta, Mamiellophyceae, Mamiellales, Mamiellaceae. Gene Ontology annotation, biological process: peptidyl-arginine methylation. Gene Ontology annotation, molecular function: protein-arginine N-methyltransferase activity. Bases 1 to 1356 code for a protein of 451 amino acids. The record is from RefSeq and is a predicted model, not a curated record. The transcript has a single exon.
AUGCCGUCCCCGGCUCGGGCGUUCGUCUUACGAUUCCUGUACGACGACGAUUUGGAGAGGUGCCGAGCGGCGCUCGCGUCGCCAUCCGCCGACGCCGCCGACCCCUCGCGAGCGACGGUUCCAAAACCACCGAAGCGCGCCAGGCCCGACGGGUCCCGCAAACAAAACCCCGACGCCCCAACCGCCUUCAACACGAACGCGUUCGACGCCAAGACGGACAGCGCGAGCGCCGUCGAGUACUUUCGCUACUACGGGUUGAUUCCCCAGCAGCAGAACAUGCUCCAAGACGCGGUGCGCACGGGGACGUACUUCACCGCGAUACUCGAAAACGCGUGCGAUUUUAAGGAUAAGGUUGUCAUGGACGUCGGUGCCGGGUCGGGGAUACUGUCGUUCUUCGCGGCUAUGGCCGGGGCGAGGCGGGUGUACGCGGUGGAGGCGAGCGCGAUGUCGGAGCACUGCGCUAAGCUCUUGGAGGGUAACCCUCGACUGCGCGACGUCAUCGUGAUCGUCAACGGGAAGGUCGAGGAGGUUGAGAUACCGGAGAAGGUGGACGUGAUGGUGUCGGAGCCGAUGGGCACGCUGCUGUACAACGAGCGGAUGAUCGAGAGCUACCUGCUGGCGAGGGACAGGUUCAUGCGAAGGGAGGAGUCAUGCGGCGAGGGCGGGUCGUCUGAUUUCGGUUCCGGCGGGGCUGGUCUGUCGCUGCGUGGUAAGAUGUUCCCCGGGGGCGGGCGCGUGCACUGCGCGCCGUUCGCGGACGAGACGCUGUGGAAUGAGAUUAAGGAUAAGGCGCACUUCUGGGGCACCGAGGAUUUCUACGGCGUCGACCUGACGCCGCUGCGGGAGGAGGCUGUUCGGUCCUAUUUCCGGCAGUGCGUCGUGGACGCGUUUGAAACGGAGCUGCUGUUGAGUCAGCCGGUGUCGUUCGCGUGGGACUGGACCACGCUUCGGGCGGACGAGCUGGAGUCGCUGGACAUGCACCUGGAGUUUAAGGUGCAACGCGCCGGUCCCGUGCACGGCGUCGCGUGUUGGUUCGACGUGCUGUUCGAGGGAACGGCAAAAUCUCGUUGGCUCACCACCGCGCCCGGCUUGCCCACCACGCACUGGUACCAGAUGCGUCUCGUGUUCGAACGACCGAUGCGGUGCGAGGCUGGUGAGACGGUGAAGGGGCGGAUGAAGAUGACCGCGCUGGAUAACCAGAGCUACGCGGUGACGGUCGAGCUCAAGGGUAAGGGCGGGAAGGCGGUCAGCGGCGAGUGGGAUUUGAAAGACCCGUACUACCGGCAGACCAUCUACCCCCAGCCGGGGUACACCAAGGAGCAGCUCGCGAGGUUCUACGGCGAACCGCCGGCGUGA